UAGGAAUUGAGUCCAAACUUGUGCAACUUAGGCAUAGCAAAUAUGUAGAGUUUAGGGUAAUACAAUUAUUUUCAUUAUAUUAUCUGAUUGUACGUGGAGAAUAUAAAAUUGGGAAGACCGUUUCUCUUUGGAAAGUAAAUAUAUAAUUCCGAUGAGAGGGAAAGUUGGCAGGCGCGGUAGGUGAGUGACAGAUAUGCUCCGGGGCAUUGUCAUUCACUUACCACUUUUUAGAUAGUGCUUCUUGCUUCAUAUCAACUCUAUCUCCAUUCCUCUCUCUCUGACCCUCUUCUUCUUCUUCUUUUCUCCCGUUAUCUUCUCUCCCUCGUGUUCCUCACCCUCACCUGAAGUUUCUAUAUUCUUGCCUCUGCUACAGCCACCCUGAUCUCCCAUAUUGUCUCUCAGCAGAUCGGAACCCAACAACAUGGCGGUGGUGAACGUGACAAUUAAGGAGUCGACGAUCGUCAAGCCGGCGGAGGAGACCACGGAGCCGCGGUCGCUGUGGAACUCCAACGUCGACCUUGUGAUUCCCAGUAUUCACACCCCGAGUGUCUAUUUCUAUCGCCCCAACGGUGCAUCCAACUUCUUUGAGCCGCGCGUGCUUAAACACGCGCUGUCGAAGGCCCUGGUGCCGUUCUACCCCAUGGCGGGGCGUCUGAAGCGCGACGACGACGGUCGUAUUGAGAUCGAUUGUAAUGGCGCCGGCGUGCUGUUUGUCAUCGCUGAGACUAGCUCUGUGAUCGAUGAUUUUGGCGACUUUUCUCCGACGCUGGAGCUCCGGAAGCUCAUCCCCACUGUUGACUACGCCGCUGGGAUUUCUUCGUAUCCGCUCCUCGUCUUGCAGGUGACAUACUUCAAAUGUGGUGGAGUAUCGCUUGGUGUUGGCAUGCAACAUCAUGUUGCAGAUGGAUUUUCUGGUCUCCACUUUGUGAAUACAUGGUCUGAUAUGGCUAGAGGUCUUGACCUUACGAUUCCACCAUUCAUCGACAGGACAUUGCUGCGUGCUCGAGACCCACCCCAACCUGAAUUCUAUCACAUUGAAUAUCAACCUGCUCCCCCCAUGAAAAAUUCCCAGCAAAGCACAAAACCUGGUGCGGAGGAGACAUUGAUCGCCAUCUUUAGACUGACUCGUGAACAACUCAACACUUUGAAGGCCAAGUCUAAGGAAGAUGGCAACACUGUCAACUAUAGUUCAUAUGAGAUGUUGGCAGGUCAUGUUUGGAGAUGUGCAUGCAAGGCGCGAGACCUCCCUGAUGAUCAAGACACCAAAUUGUAUAUUGCUACUGAUGGUCGGUCUAGAUUGCAACCCCCACUCCCACCUGGUUACUUUGGCAAUGUGAUUUUCACAGCCACGCCGAUUGCUUUAGCUGGGGAUCUUCGAUCAAAACCAACAUGGUAUGCAGCAAGCAAGAUUCACAAUGCUUUGGUGCGUAUGGACAAUGAUUAUCUUAGGUCUGCUCUUGACUACCUUGAGCUUCAGCCUGAUCUAUCAGCACUUGUCCGUGGGGCUCAUACUUUUAGGUGUCCCAAUCUUGGUAUUACUAGCUGGGUUAGGCUGCCUAUCCAUGACGCUGAUUUUGGUUGGGGUCGACCAAUUUUCAUGGGACCUGGGGGAAUCGGAUACGAGGGGUUGGCGUUCGUAUUACCAAGUGCAACUAAUGAUGGGAGUUUAUCAGUUGCCAUUUCCCUGCAAGCGGAACAUAUGAAAUCAUUUUCGAAGCUGUUGUAUGACAUAUAAGGUAACAAAAUGGCUGAGAUAUCAUUUUUGAAGCUGUUGUACGACAUCUUCAGGUCUGCUAAAUUUUUCUGUAUGUGGUUAUGUUCCUCUCCUAGUGUUUCUAUCCUCAUACUUGGUUCAAGUCAGUAUGAUACUGUCAUUUCUUAUACCCGAAGUGGGAAAAUGUUGUGCACAUAUUAAUGACUCUGAAAACAGUUGCGUUACUAAUUGAUAUUGGGUUUCCAUUAAGUAAAAUAAUGCUACAGCUACAACAGCAGUUGUAGUAUUAGUUGUUUACAUGA
Molecule: messenger RNA, 2016 nt
Organism: Argentina anserina (silverweed cinquefoil)
Lineage: Eukaryota; Viridiplantae; Streptophyta; Magnoliopsida; Rosales; Rosaceae
Product: shikimate O-hydroxycinnamoyltransferase
Exons: 3
Coding region: 422-1735 (437 amino acids)
Molecular function (GO): acyltransferase activity, transferring groups other than amino-acyl groups
Source: RefSeq, a predicted model, not a curated record